Molecule: messenger RNA, 1741 nt
Organism: Hyalella azteca
Lineage: Eukaryota; Metazoa; Arthropoda; Malacostraca; Amphipoda; Hyalellidae
Product: corepressor interacting with RBPJ 1
Exons: 4
Coding region: 264-1427 (387 amino acids)
Biological process (GO): negative regulation of DNA-templated transcription
Cellular component (GO): nucleus
Molecular function (GO): transcription corepressor activity
Source: RefSeq, a predicted model, not a curated record
UUGGAGCAUGGAAUUCUAACGUAUCGUCAACUGUUUUUAAUUUCCGCAUUUUCUGUGAUUUCUAGAUUUGGUCCGACAUUGUAGUUCCGGCUUAUUGGCUCAAUUGGAUUAUUGUUAUCGCAAUUACAUUGAAACGUAAGUGAACUUCCUGGAGCAGCAGCCAGCAGUAAAUAACCAAUUUAUUUCGUUUUAUUUUGCGUCAGUUGACUAAUCAUUGUCUACAACUGCUAAAUCAUACUAGGUGACCGCGCAAUUAUUGCAACAUGGGGAAAGGAUACAACAAUUUCAUGUGCAAAAAGUUUUUCCAUCCGGCAUCACGAGAUAACUUGAAAAGAGUUUGGAUAGCUGAACAAAAAGCUGAGGCUAACCGUAAGAAGCAAGAAGAGCUGCGUAUACAGUAUGAGAAGGAGCAAGAUGUCUAUACCAACAAAGCUCUGGUUUCUCGGAGUCAGGCUGACAGAGAUAAGCUUUCUUUGGGCUUUAUGUACGACCCUCCUGCUGGAGUCAAGAUGAGGCAAGAGAAAGAAGAAGGCGAACCUGAGUACAAGUUUGAAUGGCAAAGAAAAUUCAAUGCCCCUCGUGAAAGCUACUGCAAGAACGAUUCAAGCAUCAGAGAUCAGCCUUUUGGUAUUGCAGUCCGCAAUGUACGGUGCAUCAAAUGCCGCACCUGGGGACACAUCAACACUGAUAAGGAGUGCCCUCUUUAUGGAAAAGUGAUUGAGCCUUCCAAGGAGGAAAUGGAGAAAGAAGUGGACCAUCAGACCCUGAAGUCAGGCAUGCGUGAGAACGGACUGCACUUGAAGACCUUGGCGUCCAUGGCAACGGGCAUUUACGGGCGUAAUCAAGAUCCCUCUGCCUCCAACCAGCAGCUGCUGCCUGACGAGGAAGACCAUAGACCUAGCACUUCAGGGCGCUCGGAUGACGAUGUCGAGGAGAUGAGGUUACUGGCGAGCCUCACCACCAAGCAGAAGGAAAAAUUACUUAAGAAACUUGAAAAAAUGGACAAAAAGAUGCUGAGCAAGAAAAAUAAAGCGAAAAAGAAAACUGCUGAGAUUAGUUCAGAUGAAGAUUCCGAUUCUAGUGAUUCAGAGAUAACAACCAAAAGAAAGAAGAAGAAGUCGUCCAAAGAUAAAUGCAAGAAAAGGAAACGUGACUCCUCCAGUUCUGAGAGCAGUUCUUCAGAUUCUGAAGAAGAAAGGCCAAAGAAAAAACAAAAGAAGAAAAGUAAGACUAAAGAUAAGCGAGAAUAUUCCAGUUCUAGCUUAAAAUGUGAAGAUACACGGACGAAAAAACACAAGAAGAGUAAAUCCAAGAGCAAGAGUAAGGAUAAAAAAAUCGACACCCAAGAGUUAUUAAGGGAGAUCACUCGCGGACUCAACGUUGAUUUUGUUGGCGCUGGUGAUGUUUUUGCCUCCCGUAAAAACUGAGACGAUUGUGGUUGUGAUUAAAGAGCAACCAUGGUUGAUAGUUUCACGCAUUGCUUGGUUGCAAGAGUUUCAGUGAAGGCUGAGGAAUUCGAUGUAAGAUGAUGUGUAUAUACUAAAUCCAUUAAUCAAAAAAUUAUAGAAUGUAGCUGUAUAUUGGCAAUUUAUGGUUUUAAAAUGAUUUAGAUGUAGGUAUCGAUUUAAAUUAAUUUCCUCAUUUUGCAGAAUCAUGUGUUACACUUUGUCAUUUAUUGUUCAUGUGUACAAAUUUCAGUUUCGUUUUUUGUAAUAAUAUUCUGUACAUACAUGUAGAUAAU